AUGGAAAAGGUGGUUCUGCCCAACGGUGAAGAGCGUGAGAUCGAAAUCAAGAACGCGCUAUAUGUUCCAAGUAUGAGCAAGAACCUGCUCUCGGUACCACAGAUUAACAGCCAUGGCAAGUUUCAAGUCGUGUUUGACGGGUCCAAGAUGUAUGUGACUCUCAAGAGCUCACAGCAAGUGGUGGCGACAGCGGAUCUCGUGGAUGGACUCUACUGGCUUCGGACGACUCAACGAUCAGCGAAUGUGACAACAAGUGGAACCAGUUGUGCCGAUCUACAUGCGAGAAUGGGUCAUGCUCCAGUCGAUGUACUUCGCAAGAUGAUCGCGACCAACAUGAUCAAGGAUGUGCGAGUCCUUCUUGUUGAAAAGACAGCGGCUGUGAAGAAGACACCUCGUCAAGCUGCGUCAAGUGUUGAAGCAAGUGGAAGACCAAGCUUCGCUAUACCGGUGGGUACUGGUAUGUACCAGUAA
Messenger RNA from Peronospora matthiolae, 471 nucleotides. The record is from the annotation of a GenBank genome assembly. NCBI's taxonomy places the organism in Eukaryota, Oomycota, Peronosporomycetes, Peronosporales, Peronosporaceae.